AUGCCAUCACUUUAUUUCCUUCUGUACAGUACGUACACAUUCGCCACUUUUCCUGUGCGGUUGAUAGCCAUCUUGGUUUCCAAUAUCCCCAGAUUCAAUCGCGCCAACCCUGCUUGGUCAUAUAAGACAGCAGUUGUGACAGAAAUCUUUCGUUUCUUUAUCCGAUAUCGCACAAGAGUCAGAUAUCAAACUCCUAAGUCGCUGGAGCCAGGUGCCGAAGGAGACCGGUUCAUUGUGCUCAAUCCACAAAAGACAAUUUCAAAGUCAGAUCAGGAGAACACAGAAAUUUCUGUUUACACAGGAAUUCUUUCAUCAAUCCCAGAAAUCCAGCCUAUCCCCAUCGGAGCUAUCUGGUACCCCAAGAAACCAGCCGAAAAGCCAAUCAAACGACUUAUCAUCCAUCUUCACUCAAGUGCCUUUGUGAUGCUUGGUGCGCGACCCAGUGAUGGGCCCGGAUGGGGGCCGUCAAGCCUGGGUGAAAUAUCUGGAUGGCCCGUGCUUUCUAUACAAUACCGACUCUCCUGGGAUAAAUACAAGACAUUCCCUGCAGCACUUCAAGAUUUGAUGACAGCCUAUGUCUAUGCGCUCGAGACACUCAAGAUCCCAGCAUCACAAAUUGUGUUAUCUGGUGAAUCGGCAGGCUCAAAUCUUAUUCUCGCUCUGUUGCGACACAUCGACACGGAGAACCCAUCAAUUCCUCUUCCUCGCGCUGCGCUUUUAUGGUCUCCUUGGGUUGAUAUGACCGAGAAAUCGUUGCGAGAGCUGAAGAAUCGCCCGAACUACAAAACGGACUACCUUCCAGAUGAAUUUGUUCAAUGGGGUGCAGCUGGCUACAUUCCCGAGGGCUGGGAUGAGAAAAACCCCUACUUUACUCCACUAGGCAACGAGUAUAAAUUGAGUCUCCCACUUUUCAUUGAGGCUGGAACUUCAGAGGUUUUGUAUGACGAUAUUAUGCAGUUUGCGCAUAAUAUGAAGGAGAAGGGUAAUGAUGUUGAAUUGCGUGAAGCCCCAAAUGGUCCUCAUGUUUCUUUCUCCUGGGGAGAGGAUUUCGGCAUGGAGGAGGUUGCUCGUGCAGGACAUGCACUGGCGACGGAAUUUAUCGAGAGAGCUGGCGAAGAAUGA
Penicillium malachiteum is the source of this 1122-nucleotide messenger RNA. RefSeq names its product alpha/beta hydrolase. Bases 1 to 1122 code for a protein of 373 amino acids. The record is from RefSeq and is a predicted model, not a curated record. Lineage: Eukaryota; Fungi; Ascomycota; Eurotiomycetes; Eurotiales; Aspergillaceae. The transcript has a single exon. Gene Ontology annotation, molecular function: hydrolase activity.